Messenger RNA from Phyllostomus hastatus (greater spear-nosed bat), 4593 nucleotides. RefSeq names its product armadillo repeat containing 8 (gene ARMC8). The transcript has 21 exons. Gene Ontology annotation, molecular function: protein binding. Bases 238 to 2301 code for a protein of 687 amino acids. The record is from RefSeq and is a predicted model, not a curated record. Lineage: Eukaryota; Metazoa; Chordata; Mammalia; Chiroptera; Phyllostomidae. Gene Ontology annotation, biological process: proteasome-mediated ubiquitin-dependent protein catabolic process. Gene Ontology annotation, cellular component: GID complex.
GGCUGAGAGUAGUCGCUGUUUAUUAGCCGACGAUUCGUAAGGAGGCCCCAGGCGCGGUCUCCCUUUGUUCUCCCUUCUGCGGGCUCUGGUGGUACUUCAGCGGUGUCUAGAGAGUGAUCUGUUCUCGUCUACCUGCCUGACAUUCUGUAGAGGUGUCUGUCGUUGGCCCAAUAGUUUGUUGUCGAAAGUGCCGGCCCCCGCGCCGGCGUCCGCCGCAGCCGGGUGGGAAGGCUCAAGAUGGCGUGCCUGUUGGAGACCCCAAUCCGCAUGAGUGUCCUCUCGGAAGUAACAGCUAGCAGUCGCCACUAUGUUGACAGGCUAUUUGACCCUGAUCCCCAGAAAGUUCUACAAGGUGUCAUAGACAUGAAAAAUGCCGUAAUUGGAAACAACAAGCAGAAAGCCAACCUCAUUGUUUUAGGAGCUGUUCCAAGAUUGUUGUACUUGCUUCAGCAAGAAACCUCAAGUACAGAGCUGAAAACUGAAUGUGCAGUGGUAUUGGGAAGUCUUGCUAUGGGUACUGAAAACAACGUCAAGUCUCUACUAGAUUGCCAUAUUAUCCCUGCCUUACUGCAAGGACUAUUGUCCCCAGACCUGAAGUUCAUUGAAGCUUGCCUCCGAUGCCUGCGCACCAUCUUCACCAGUCCCGUCACUCCAGAGGAGUUAUUGUAUACAGAUGCUACGGUGAUACCACACCUCAUGGCACUGCUUAGCAGGUCCCGCUACACCCAGGAGUACAUCUGUCAGAUCUUCUCGCACUGCUGUAAAGGUCCAGAUCAUCAAACAAUUUUAUUUAACCAUGGUGCAGUUCAAAAUAUUGCUCACCUACUAACCUCAGUAUCUUACAAAGUUCGAAUGCAAGCACUGAAAUGCUUCUCAGUUUUAGCUUUUGAAAACCCCCAGGUAUCGAUGACCCUGGUAAAUGUUUUGGUUGAUGGAGAAUUGUUACCACAAAUUUUUGUGAAGAUGUUACAGAGGGAUAAGCCUAUUGAGAUGCAACUCACAUCAGCAAAAUGUUUAACUUACAUGUGUAGAGCUGGCGCAAUUCGGACAGAUGACAACUGUAUUGUAUUGAAGACAUUGCCUUGUUUGGUUCGAAUGUGCAGUAAGGAGAGAUUACUAGAGGAGAGAGUUGAAGGAGCUGAGACACUCGCCUAUCUGAUUGAACCAGAUGUUGAGCUACAGAGAAUUGCUAGCAUUACCGAUCACCUCAUUGCCAUGCUUGCUGAUUAUUUCAAGUAUCCCAGCUCAGUGAGUGCCAUCACAGACAUUAAAAGGCUUGAUCAUGACUUAAAACAUGCUCAUGAACUCCGCCAGGCUGCAUUCAAGCUCUAUGCCUCUCUCGGAGCAAAUGAUGAAGACAUCCGGAAGAAGAUCAUUGAGACUGAAAAUAUGAUGGACCGAAUUGUGACUGGCUUGUCUGAGUCUAGUGUCAAGGUGCGGUUAGCUGCUGUCAGAUGUUUGCACAGUUUAUCUAGAUCUGUGCAGCAGCUUCGAACCAGUUUCCAGGAUCACGCCGUAUGGAAACCGUUGAUGAAGGUUUUACAAAAUGCACCAGAUGAAAUCCUAGUUGUAGCAUCGUCCAUGCUAUGUAAUCUUCUUCUUGAAUUUUCUCCAAGCAAAGAGCCAAUUUUAGAAUCAGGAGCUGUAGAGCUACUUUGUGGAUUAACCCAAAGUGAAAAUCCUGCUUUACGAGUGAAUGGAAUUUGGGCUCUUAUGAAUAUGGCAUUUCAGGCUGAACAAAAAAUAAAAGCAGAUAUUUUACGAAGCUUGAGUACUGAACAGCUAUUCCGGUUGUUAUCAGAUUCAGAUUUGAAUGUGCUGAUGAAGACACUGGGGCUUCUUAGAAAUCUCCUCUCUACUCGGCCUCAUAUAGAUAAAAUAAUGAGUACUCAUGGAAAGCAGAUUAUGCAAGCCGUCACUCUUAUUCUGGAAGGAGAACAUAACAUUGAAGUCAAAGAACAGACACUGUGCAUCCUAGCCAACAUAGCAGAUGGGACAACAGCAAAAGAACUCAUUAUGACCAAUGAUGACAUCCUGCAGAAAAUCAAGUAUUACAUGGGUCAUUCACAUGUCAAACUGCAGCUUGCCGCUAUGUUUUGUAUAUCAAACCUCAUAUGGAAUGAAGAGGAAGGGCCAAGACGGCACUGCAGCAGUACCUGGCGUGACAAGAGCACCCUGGGCGCCUGUGAGCAUCCCACAUCCUUGUUAAAGGAAGUACAGGAACUAGCCUCAUUUGAUUCCUUCUAUUUGCACAAGUCACCUUGGACUGCAGGGAGCUGUUUUGCAAAAGCAAUUUGGUAGGCUUAGAUCUCAAAUUCAUCUUGAGAACAUAUUUUUGAGGUAGUAAUUUCCUCAUAGGACUAUUGUGUUUUGUUUUGGUUUGGUUUUUUUCCCGAGCUACCUGGACUCUUUAUUAGAACAAUCAAUCGUUUUCCUUUGGACCUACAAUUUUUUGCCUAUGCUGCAGCCACUUUGUGAGUGAGAAUGAAUGUGUCUGUGUGUACACAGCUGUGUGUGUGUGUGUGUGUGUGUGUGUGUACGUGGGUCAGGAUGAAUGGAUGUGUGGGGGGGGAUAUCUUAAAUUUUUCUUUUCUUAUUUUGUGUGAAAAUCUCUUUUCUACAGAUUUUCCAGGGUUUAAGCAUUGCUUGCUGUAUUAAAAAAAAAAAAACUUUACUGAAUUAUAUACAGUUUGAAUGAAAUGUUAUUUUAAAAACAAAACAAUUGUUAAGUGUUCCAUAAAGGUUAUGUUGAAUUUUGGUCAGAUGAAUAUUUGUAAGUAAAAAAUAUAUGCAUUUCUGAACCUCAAUUUACAUAGAUUUUCUUUAUAAAAGAACAAAAAAAUAAAAAAAAGAAAAAGGAAAGGUUGGCUAUCGUUGGCCUGAAUAACAGGCAUGAUACAUGGUGCUGUGCAAAAUAGUAAGCUAGCCUCUUACUGCCGUCAGUAUCAGCCUGAUUCAAUAAGCUCUCCGACUUCCAAGUCAGCUAGACAAGGUGGAGUACAGUAAGGGGACAGAUUCAGCUUAGGUCUUUUGAAGCAUCAAAGGGAAAUAUAACUACUGAUAGUGAAAGCCCAGCCAUAACCCUGGUUCCUUGGCAGGAACUGGGCACCCAGAGCCUCCCAACUGCCCUCAAUUCUGUCAUUGGUGUAGCAGUAUCUGGCAAGAGUUAGAACCAGUCAUAGAACCUUAUGCUCAAGCUAAAGUAGCUUAUCACUUCCUGGAAACAAAGUCUGGUCGCCUUGUGCUUCCUGAAGCAGCAUGUAUCACUAUGAUAUUCAAGAAUGUUCUACAGACCCAUCUGUGGAAAGAAGCCAAAAGCAGGAUAGUUCAGAAAGCUGUUUUUCUCUUAGUGAAAUGUGGCAAAUUCCAUACUAGUCCACUCAGGACUGCUGUUGAGUGUCCUUUUGGAAAAUGGUGUAGAAAUUUUAGUGAGAGAUGUGGCUAAGACUUUUUCCUGCAAGAAGCCAAAAGCACUGAAGUUUGAAAGAAGGACAGGGAUUCUCCCCAGGAGGACUGAAGAUGAGUUCUUUUCACGGCAAGUACUGCUUAGCCCUUCUGCACCCCUUAGCUUGGCGUCUGCUCCAGCUGCUGCGUCAGCUUCAAGGUGAACUCAGCAGAGGUUGCUCUUGACUGUCUGAAGGUAGAACCAGCCUUCCUUUCCCUUUGUUAAAGAAAGUCAAAGGCACUGUGGUCAGGAAGUGCGGUCUGCGGCCCAGAAGCUUGCCAUGAGUGCGUGCCACUGACGGGGUCCCAAGCCCACCAGCCACUCCUGAUGAGGUUGCUUGCGUCACAGCCACCACAUCACCAACCUGUACCUUCCUUGGAAGACUCAAAUGUGUCUGAUUGCAAAUGAAUGUUUUUAAAUGUAUUUAAUGCAGUUCUUCCUGUUCUCAACAUGACCACCCAAGAUUCAAACACAGAGAUUUCUAAGUUGUUCUUUUUUCAAACCAAUUUUGAUUUAAAAAUCGAUCACAACUGGCACUUGGGUUUUGUGCAGCUAUCAGUGUGCUAAAUGUGAGAAGACCCUUGGUUGGCAUUUGAGACACAAAACACUAUGGAGUUGGUAUGUCAAAGUAGCAGGUAAUAAAUAUAAAGAAACCAAUAAUGAAUUGCUGAGACAAUCCUGAACCCAGAUAGCAUCCGAAAGCUAAAGGCCCAAUGAAAUAAUACUUUCACACUUCAACUCUGUGGAUAAAUCUUGCCUGUGGCUAUAAACAGAUGGUCAAAGAAAAAGUGCUUUACUAUAAUUAACUUUUCUGAUUUGAAUGAAGGAAAAUGUAUUUAUUAAAACAAAGCUGUUUGCUGCUCUACACAGGUGCAGUGUUCAGUCAGCAGGGAGGUGGGAGGAAUGGGGCUGAUCUUGUGUCUUCACCCAAGUUCUCGACUAAGCUUCUCGCUCUCUCUAAUACUGCAUUCUGUUUCUCCUUUUGUGCCCUGAUUGUAACCCAAAAUUUAUGAACUAGAAAAGAAUGUCCAAUUUAAUAAGUUGCAUUUUUUUCCUUGAGCACUUUAUGCAGAACAACACAUGUUCUUCUGGUAGUGUUUGGAUGAUAUGAUUUUAACACAUGCUAAUAAAAGCCAAGAAAGACCAUG